AAAGCAGAAGAUGCAAUGAGGAGAAUAAUUGAGAUUACCACAUACGCGCCCUCUGGCGGCCGUUCCUUUUCAUUACACCAGAGCCACAAAACGCUGAGCAGAAUCGGAUGUGGUCAUCUGUUGUUUUGGAUCGAUCGACCCAAUCCUUGCUGGACGUUGUGUCGUAGGGACCCGCAGACAGAGAGAGGGACCAGACCGGGCCGGUACCUUGAUUCAGUCCGUAACCGAAGCUCAACUCGGAUAACGCUUCCCGUCAACAUGCGCUCCUGCACCACAUCUGCCGCUCUGCUGUGUCUGCUGGCGGGGGCCAUGGCAGCUGUUCAGACCCCCCACGCAGUGUUCCUGGACAAACAGCAGGCGAGCUCCGUGAUCUCCCGUCAGAAGAGGAACGUCCAGCCUGGAGCAGGACAAACUUCCAGCCUGGAGCAGGUCUGCAUGGAGAAAGUGUGCAGCUACGAGGAGGCCAGAAAGAUCUUCCAGGACUCGUAUCGCACGGAUAUCUUCUGGGCUGUCUACAUUGACGGAGACCAGUGCGCAGAGAAUCCCUGCAAGAAUGGAGCCAUGUGUUCAGAUAGCGUGGGAGGCUACGACUGCGUCUGCAAGUCGGGUUUCACAGGGGUCCACUGUGAAAACGACCAGACUCUGUGCACCUGGAAGAACAAGACGGGGUGCUCCCAGUUCUGCAAACCUGGCUACACGUCCUAUGAGUGCUCCUGCGCGCGCGGAUGGAAGCUCAGCCGCACGACCAGGGAUAAGUGUGAGCCAGCAGUUCCUUACCCUUGUGGUAAGGUAUACAGCCUGAGGCAGUGGAAUGAAAGAGUUUCCAGCAAUGUUCGCAGCAACUUUGAAGGACUCAGCUGUUCAUCUUCAGAGUGUCCCUGGCAGGCUCUUCUGAAGGCUCCAGAGUCUGCAGGUUUCUGUAGUGGCGUCAUUCUGAAGGAGAACCUGGUCUUGACUUCGGCUCAGUGUACCAAGAAAUACAAGUCUUUCCAGGUGGCGGUCGGCAAGCGCAGCACCAACUCUGAGGACGGAGAGCAGCUGUAUGUAAAAAGCGUUCACGUCCACCCGCGCUUUAAAGACGGCCACGAAUACGACCUGGCUGUGAUUGAGCUCCGCGACCGCAUCACGUUUAAGAGGGAGGUGACUGCUGCCUGUCUGCCAGAAAAGGGCUUUGCAGAGCGCGUCUUGAUGUCGGGAGAGUUACCGGCCUUUGUCACCGGCUGGAAGGAACCCAAUCAGGGGUCCGUUUUCGAGGGGCCACUCGCCCUUAACCAACUUGCAUACAGCCACCUGCCUGAGUGCCUGGAGGCCCACCCCAACCUGGUGACCAACAAAAUGGGCUGCACCGCUCCCCAGACCAACGCUGACUGCACCAUGAGCUCCGGCAGCCCCCUUCUCACGCUCUACAGGGAGGUGUUUUUCCUCACCGGGGUGGUGAGCAAUCCGGUGGGGGCCGACUGCAGCAAAGGCUACGUCUUCCAGAAGGUGUCUCGCUACCUCGGCUGGCUGCACGCUCUCAUGGGUUCCCGUUAGCUGGGGCAGUGACGGAGAACAUUAUAGGUUAGGGGGAUGAUUGUAAUGCAAGUAAAACAGGCAAUUAGAUGAACAUUUUACUUUAAUAGUUGCAAGAUAUUGUCUUUUAAAAUUAGUCUCCUUACAACCGUAAAGUUUUACUCUAGGUUAUUUCUGUCCCUCCUUCAUCCACAAGGUGGUGCUUUUGCAUCAGAGCGUCAAAGCAGCAAGAAAUGCAUUGAAUUAUUCAGCAUGUGUUUUGUGAAGUGGACAUACCUUUUAAUAACCUUCUAUGUUUUGUUAUUUUUAACAACUAUUGUACUGGUUGACAUGCACCUCGUAAAACACUCACACUUCUGUGAAUGUAAUAAACCUUAACAACACACCA
This is a messenger RNA of Gasterosteus aculeatus aculeatus (three-spined stickleback), 1900 nucleotides long. Lineage: Eukaryota; Metazoa; Chordata; Actinopteri; Perciformes; Gasterosteidae. The record is from RefSeq and is a predicted model, not a curated record.